Messenger RNA from Aegilops tauschii subsp. strangulata, 2002 nucleotides. RefSeq names its product protein JINGUBANG. Lineage: Eukaryota; Viridiplantae; Streptophyta; Magnoliopsida; Poales; Poaceae. The record is from RefSeq and is a predicted model, not a curated record. Gene Ontology annotation, molecular function: protein binding.
UCUAAAGCAUUGUAAGCCGCCUUUUGCCCUACUUGUGUACCUGUCAGUUGAAUUUUCCUCCACUCCAUCCAUUUCGAGCUUUCUCAAACACAUCAAUUACAAGAUAACAAGAAUCCGUGUUCAGCCCACUUGCCUUCUUGCCUUGUUGCUAUAAAGAUGCGUCACUCGUCAAUCUCCACAGCCUCUUACUAUAAUCUUCUGUGUCUCUCUCUGCAUGCACAUUGCUUGCUUGCUUAUCUCAUUGCUUUUGCAUAAUUGCCCUGAGAUCCUGUCUACCUGCUAUUUUAAUCCAUGAUUUCAUCUUGCAGUUGCAGACAAGAACAGCAAGGCCAGGUCCAGCAUGAGUCUGAACUCUGAAGGUCUGAUGUGCGAAGCUAUAUCACACUCGUCGCAGUCGAGUGCCCCUUCACCCCAUCCCCUGAGCCCAUGCCAUUACCAGUGCGUCUCCACACUCAGGGGCCACUCCUCCUACGUCUCUGGCCUCGCCGUCGACGGCAACUCGCUCUACGUCGCCUCGUCGGACGGACACAUCAGGCUGUGGCCACUGGACAUGGGCGGCACGGCCGUGCAACAGGAGGGUUCUGUUGUUGCCGUCACCAACAGCUCCAUAAAGUGCCUCAUGGCCACCAGCGAUGGUCUCGUCACCGCCCACCAGGACGGCAAGAUCAGGGUGUGGCAGCACGCCGGCCGGCGGAAAGGCGGGAGCAGCCACCUCGCCCUGCACGGCGUGCUGCCGACCACCGCAGACUGCCUGCGCACGUUCCUGUUCCCCAAGAACUACGUCGACGUCCGGCGGCACACGAGCCGCACCUGGGUGCACCACGUGGACGCGGUCACCGCGCUCGCGCUGUCCCCGGACGGCGGGUACAUGUACUCCGUGUCCUGGGACCGGAGCCUCAAGGUGUGGCGCCUGCCGAGCCUCCGCUGCGUGGAGUCCAUCGCCCCGGCCCACAACGACGCCAUCAACGCCGUCGCCGUGUCGUCGGACGGGAGCGUCUACACCGGGUCGGCCGACCGGACGAUCAAGGCAUGGAGGCGCCCCCCGGGGCAGAAGAGGCUCGUGCUGGUCGGCACCAUGGAGCGGCACAGGUCGGCGGUGAACGCGCUGGCGAUGGGCGUCGGCGGGCUGGUCCUCUACUCCGGCUCGUGCGACCGGUCCGUCGUCGUGUGGGAGGGCUUCGACGCCGGAGGCGUGGCGGCCACCAGGACUCUCAGGGGGCACGCUGAGGCGGUGCUGUGCCUGGCCGCCGCCGGCGACGUGGCGUGCAGCGGGUCCGCGGACAGGACGGUGAUGGUGUGGCGGCGGGGAGCGGAGGGCGAGUACUCCUGCUCGGCCGUCCUGGGCGGCCAUGGCGCGGCCGUGAAGAGCCUGGCAUUGGUGUUGACGGGAGGCGACCACGGCAGCGAGCGCGAGGAGAGCCCGCGCGGUGGCUGCUCCGCGCUGAUUUGCAGCGGUUCGUUGGACUGCGAUGUGAAGAUUUGGAGGGUGACUUGACUUGGUUUGUGCUAGGACUAAGCCGGCUUCUGAAACUGAGUUGACGAGAGUCUUAAAGCUGCACCGUGUUGGAAGGCUUGGAGCUGUGCUUCAUGACUGCAUUUUGAUCCGUGCAUGCCAUGAAGAUCGGGCCUUUGUUUCACUGGGUUAUCUUGUGUACUUCCAUGGUGCUUUUUGGGGAGGUCACUGAUCUUCAAGUUGAGUUGAAGGGAAAGUUGUAUGUUUGGGAACGGGAGUGUAUGUCCCAAUCGGGAUGUCUCAGCUAGUUUGUCAUAUGUGCAUGUCCAUGAAUAUAUGCACUAGUGGCAGUGGCGCGAUCGGUCGGCUACCGGAGUGGUCAGUAUUCAACGUGGAAGAACUGUGCAAAUGAUGAUAACCGGUUUGCUAUUUCUCAGUCGUUAGAAAUAGGUACUUCUUGGUCAAGUUAUAUGUGAUCAAUCCCUCAAAGAAAAGUUAUUGUUCUUGAAAAAAAAGUUAUAUGUGAUCAAGCCUACUGUUGAAACGUGA